Molecule: messenger RNA, 999 nt
Organism: Radiomyces spectabilis
Lineage: Eukaryota; Fungi; Mucoromycota; Mucoromycetes; Mucorales; Radiomycetaceae
Product: TPT-domain-containing protein
Exons: 6
Coding region: 1-999 (332 amino acids)
Cellular component (GO): Golgi apparatus
Molecular function (GO): antiporter activity
Source: RefSeq, a predicted model, not a curated record
AUGUCAUCGGUUCGCUCUUCCGUUGACGCCGGAUACCUUUGGCUCGGCCUGUACUUUAUCUUGAAUUUGUCCCUUACCCUUUACAACAAAGCCAUUCUUCUGGGCUUCCGCUACCCUUGGACACUCACCGCUAUUCAUACCCUUUGCGGUUCGAUCGGAUGCUAUCUCCUGUAUAUUUUUGGCUUCUUUGUGCCUGCCACGCUCGGUCGCAAUGAGAACAUGGUCAUGCUCAUGUUCUCAGUUUUGUACACUAUCAAUAUCGCCAUUAGCAAUGUCUCAUUAAAUCUCGUAUCCGUUGCAUUCCAUCAAGUGGUGCGCGCUAUGACACCAGUUUUCACCGUGCUCAUUUCCCUCAUGUUUUUGCAAAAAUCAUAUUCACGCAUGAUCUAUUGGUCGCUGUGUCCUGUGGUACUGGGCGUAGCGUUUGCCACCGCGGGUGAAUAUGAUUACACCAUGAUGGGCUUCCUAUUGACUGUGCUUGGCACCGCUCUGGCAGCUGUGAAGACCAUUGUAACCAAUCGUGUCCAAGUUGGUCGUUUGAAGCUUCAUCCUUUAGAUCUGCUUUUCCGCAUGUCUCCGCUCGCUUUUGUUCAAUGCCUUUGUUAUGCAUAUUUCACCGGCGAACUGGCAGAAGUACAAGAAUUCUCGGCAACAAACAUGACCAAACAGCUUGCUGUAGGACUCUUGUUCAAUGGUAUCCUGGCAUUUGCUCUCAACAUUGUCAGUUUCACUGCCAACAAAAAGACAAGCGCUCUCACCAUGACAGUAGCUGGAAAUGUGAAGCAGGUGUUGUCCAUUAUCCUGGCUGUCAUGAUUUUCAAGCUGAAUAUCAACGCCACCAACGCUUUUGGUAUUCUCUUAACAUUGGCUGGUGGUGCCUGGUAUGGGAAAGUUGAACUUUCGGAAAAAGCCGCCAAGGCUGCCAUGUUGCCUACAUAUAACCCACUUUCUACCGAACAGCACGAACCACUACAGGAAAUGUCAUCCGAGAAAAAAUAA